This is a messenger RNA of Daucus carota subsp. sativus, 1428 nucleotides long. RefSeq names its product squamosa promoter-binding-like protein 13A. Gene Ontology annotation, cellular component: nucleus. Gene Ontology annotation, molecular function: DNA binding. NCBI's taxonomy places the organism in Eukaryota, Viridiplantae, Streptophyta, Magnoliopsida, Apiales, Apiaceae. The record is from RefSeq and is a predicted model, not a curated record. Bases 289 to 1290 code for a protein of 333 amino acids. The transcript has 4 exons.
UUGGUCGUUUGAGUAGCCGUUUUAGCAAGGCUGCUAUCCAGAAAUAGAAUCACAGAUGGAAUAACAACUCCUCCUCUUUCAUAUUCUCUCCCUUUAUAUAUCGCCCGUGGUUUCGACUUUACCACCCCUCUCUCUCAUACACACAUACCACUUUCUUAUUUAUGAGCUGCUGAUGAGUAGUAGUACUAGUAGUUGAUUAUAACAGUGUUCCUCCCUGCAUUCAUAGUUUCUUUCUAGCUCGCACCGUCAUCUUAGAGUUGUAUCGUAAGUACUCAUACUGCAUCAUGCAUGCAUUCCUCUUACUUUACUCAGCUUCUAGCUAGCAGAUCCAAGGCUUCAUCCUUGAGGUUCGAUUGUAGUCAUUGUCCUGGAAUGGAAUCAUCACCACCAGGAUCUUCAAAGAAGGUUAAGGCACUUGGUAGUAUGACACAAGUUGUUUCAUGCUUAGUUGAUGGUUGCAACGCAGAUCUUAGUCGAUGCCGAGAUUACCACCGACGUCAUAAAGUAUGUGAGCUCCACUCAAAGACCCCGCAAGUUACAGUAAGGGGUCAAGAACAGCGUUUUUGUCAGCAAUGCAGCAGAUUUCAUUCUUUGGUUGAAUUCGACGAGGAAAAGCGAAGCUGUAGGAAACGCCUUGAUGGCCACAAUAGGAGGCGAAGGAAGCCUCAGUCAGAAUUGUUGCACAGAACAUCUGCAAUUUAUCAUUCUGAUCAGCCUGCAGGCUCCACGAUUUUGUCAUUCAGCAAUCCCACAAAACAGGUUCCAACUGCUGGCGGCAGCUCUUCCUGGAUUAAGGAUGUCAAAACGGAGGAUGAUACUUGGAUGUCCAACGCAAAUCUAAACUUCAUCAACAAACCCCCUCCUGGAUCUGCAGCUCAAAACUAUAAAGUCCCACUUACGUGCAGCAGCAAUCUUGCACUUGAAACAUCUUCCUUCUGUCAGCAGUUUCUUGAACCCGAUCCUGCUCGUGGCAUGAACCAGAUAGAGUUCCUAGACAGGUUCCAGAUGGGAACUUCCCACUCCUGUGGUGCUCCCUCUCUUCUGUCAUCAGAGCAACUUGAGACCAGUGUUGCUGCUUCAAGCCACAUGGUGCACCCUAACCCUGUCCAUUUUUCCCUCUCACAGUCCUUCAUGCAAGACACGCACUUCACUGGACUAGAGCAACCAGUUGUUGAUAACUUGUCAAAUAACAUGAACAAUUCAACAUUACAUUUCGGAAGAGCAUGUGAUCAGCACGGGCUUGACCUUGACGGAUCCUCUCAGCAUAAUCUGUCAUUCAGGUUAGACUGAAACUAGAUAUUUAUAUUUUGUGGUUAGUUCAUUGCCGUGAUAGAUAAACUGAUCAUUAAUGUUCCUCAUCUGAAUUUUUUUUGAUGAUAAAUCAAUCCUGAUAAUAAUUGUUGAAUUUUUAUUGUAAACACAACUUGU